GGUGGCCCUGCUGGAGGAUGUGAACCGCAUGUCGCCCCGGGGCCCUGGCCAUCAUCUUUGCGCCCUGCCUGCUGCGCUGCCCCCGACACCUCGGACCCGCUGACAAGCAUGAAGGACGUGCUCAAGAUCACCAUGUGCGUGGAGAUGCUGAUCAAAGAGCAGAUGCGGAAGUACAGGGUGAAGAUGGAGGACAUCAGCCAGCUGGAGGCCGCCGAGAGCAUCGCCUUCCGCAGGCUCUCGCUCCUGCGGCAGAACGCGCCCUGGCCCUUCAAACUGGGGUUCUCGUCUCCCUAUGAGGGGGUCCUGACGCGGAGCCCCAAGGCCGCGGCCGGGCCCGGCGGCCCGAGGCGCUGCGCGAGGACGAGGCGGCGGGCGGCGACGAGGGACCGGGAGAAGGAGAUGCUCAUCGGAGCGCAUCCAGUCCAUCAAGAGGAGAAGGAGGACAUCACGUACCGGCUGCCCGAGCUGGACCCGCGGGGCUCGGACGAGGAGAACGUGGACUCGGAGGCGUCGGCCAGCACCGAGAGCCUGCUGGAGGAGCGCGCGGCCGGCGAAGGGCCCCCCGCGCCCGCGCCCCCCCGCCCCGGCGCGCCCGCCCCGCGCCCCCGCCCCGCGGAGGCCGCGGCCCCGCCACGAAGGCCGCCGUCCUUCAUCACGGUCAGAGUGAAGACGCCGCGCCGGACGCCCGUGCUGCCCACCGCCAACAUCAAGCUCCCGCCCGGCCUGGCCGCGCGGCGCCGCGAGCCGCCCGCACGCCGCCCCGACCUCGUGCGCUCCGUCUACGCCGCCCCGGGAGCCCUCCCGCCCGCGCUCGGAGCCCCGGAGCCGGCCGGGCGGGCCGCCGCGCCCCCCGCCGCCCUGCGGAGGUACUCGGACCCCCCGAUGUACUGCCUGCCCCCCGACGCCGGCCCGGCCGACGGCUGACACGCGGCCCGCGCCCCUGCCGCUCCUGCGGCCCGCCGCCGCGGACUGCGCAGCCGCCGCCACCGAGGACCGGGGUUCCGGGUCACCGCACGAGCGCCGGCCUCCCGCUCCGCGAGGCGCCGGAGCGCGGCCCGCAGACACGCGUGGAGCCGCCGCCCGGGUGCUGGGACUGGGACGCGGAAGCCGGGGAGACCCCGGCGCGGGGGAGUGGACUCCACCCCGUCCCGCGCAGGGCCCGGACCAGCCGUGCCGGACCGGCCCUGCCCCGAGCGGCGGGAGCCCCGGGAGCCCCGGGCGGGGCGGGACCAAGGGGGCCGCGGCCGUGUACAAUAAACAAGUGCCUGAGAGA
Molecule: messenger RNA, 1273 nt
Organism: Dipodomys spectabilis (banner-tailed kangaroo rat)
Lineage: Eukaryota; Metazoa; Chordata; Mammalia; Rodentia; Heteromyidae
Product: unconventional myosin-IXb-like
Exons: 6
Coding region: 109-924 (271 amino acids)
Biological process (GO): intracellular signal transduction
Molecular function (GO): GTPase activator activity; microfilament motor activity
Source: RefSeq, a predicted model, not a curated record